Lineus longissimus is the source of this 6317-nucleotide messenger RNA. Its product is annotated as serine/threonine-protein kinase TAO1-like. The transcript has 18 exons. Bases 236 to 2974 code for a protein of 912 amino acids. Gene Ontology annotation, cellular component: cytoplasm. Gene Ontology annotation, biological process: protein phosphorylation. NCBI's taxonomy places the organism in Eukaryota, Metazoa, Nemertea, Pilidiophora, Heteronemertea, Lineidae. The record is from RefSeq and is a predicted model, not a curated record. Gene Ontology annotation, molecular function: ATP binding; protein serine/threonine kinase activity.
CCUCGGAAUGACGUCAUGGUUGUCGUCCGUCGACAAAACACAACGGAGUGAUUUGUGGCUAUUUUACCCAAUUUUGAGAAAAAUUAUGGUGAUUUUUGGAUCGUUUAGUUUUCAGUAGACGAAGUGCAACAUAUUUCUUUUGGAUUAAAGAGCUCCAUGUACCAAACAGGCGGUAUUCUUAUCCCACCUCACCAUCUCAGAGGGGGCAUCAUCCGAGCCCUGCCGAGUCAAAGCGAUGCCUUCCAACCCGAAGGCUGGUAGCCUCAAGGACCCGGAUAUAGCACAACUCUUCUCCACAGAUGACCCUGAAAAAAUAUUCACGGAUUUGCGAGAGAUCGGCCAUGGCAGUUUUGGAGCCGUGUAUUAUGCACGGAACACUGUCACCAAAGAGAUUGUGGCCAUCAAAAAGAUGUCAUAUCAGGGAAAACAGUCAACAGAGAAAUGGCAGGACAUCUUGAAGGAAGUGCGGUUCCUUAGGCAACUGAAAAGUAAAAACACAAUAGACUACCGAGGAUGUUAUCUUCGGGAACACACAGCAUGGCUGGUCAUGGAAUACUGCCUUGGAUCUGCGUCAGAUAUCGUGGAGGUGCAUAAGAAACCACUGAAGGAAGAAGAGAUAUCAGCCAUAUCUAAUGAUGCGUUGAUAGGUCUUGAAUAUCUUCAUAGUCAAAACAAAAUUCACCGUGAUAUAAAAGCGGGUAAUAUUCUCUUGACGGAGAAUGGCACUGUGAAACUUGCUGAUUUUGGUUCAGCGUCUAUAAGUUGUCCUGCAAAUUCGUUUGUUGGUACUCCAUAUUGGAUGGCCCCUGAGGUGAUUCUGGCGAUGGAUGAGGGGCAGUAUGAUGGCAAGGUGGAUAUCUGGUCAUUAGGGAUCACAUGUAUUGAAUUAGCUGAGAGGAAGCCACCGCUGUUCAACAUGAAUGCUAUGAGUGCCUUGUAUCAUAUAGCACAGAAUGACUCCCCUUCGUUAUCCGGAGGAGAGUGGUCCGAUGAAUUUCGAAAUUUUGUAGAUUCAUGUUUACAUAAAAAUCCUGCAGAGCGACCGUCGACGCGGGAGUUACUACAGCACCGAUUUAUCUCAGAUCCACGGCAUCCGAAUGUGAUAUUGGACCUAAUUCAGCGGACGAAAGAUGCUGUGAGAGAGCUAGACAAUUUACAGUAUAGGAAAAUGAAAAAGAUACUUAUGGUUGAUGCGAGGGAGAGCGAACAGAGGACCAAUGGGCCAUCAGAUGAGAUUGCGGGUGAUGAUUCUCAGGAUGAUUCAUGUUCCCAAGGUGACAGCAGUAAAUCAAACAGUGUUGCUAGUACCCAUAGCAUCCCUAGUAGCAGUGGCAUCAGUACGAGUAGUCGCAACAGUAGUAUGAACAGUCUUCCAGAAGAUAACAGGGAGGAAGAAAUAGUCAGCCUCUCAGCCAGACAGAGAAGGCUUCAUCAUUAUCUUAGACAUAGGUACUCUAUGUCAUCGGGUUCGGGAAGUGGAGGUGCUGAGCAAUGUGCGAACAACUUUGCUACGAUCAGAACCACGAAUAUCAUCUCUCGACAACAAAUUGAACACGAUCAUGAGAAUGAGCUCCGUGAGCAGAUGACUGGCUACAAACGAAUGAGGAAGCAACACCAGAGGCAGCUUAUACAGGUUGAAGGCAAGUUCAAGAUCGAGAUGGAUGAUCACAAGCAGAAGUUAGACAAGGAGUAUGAUCAGUUAAAGGCUCAGUUUGGCAAGGAUCUCGACAAAGUCAAGGUCAAACAUAACGGUGAACAAGAACGAAGAUUGAAGGGUAGUCAGAUUCAGGAGAAGAAAAUCAACAAACAAAUCCAACAGCAGCAGGAAUCUGAGAUGAAGGCAUUCCUGAAUGGCCAGCGGAAGGAGUUCAAAGCUACUGUUGAGCAAGCCAAGAAGGACUUUAACGAGAGUACACCAAAGAAGGUUCGAGAAGAGUCCCUCCGCUCACAUAAAGAAAACUUACAGACACAAUUAGCCGCCGCUGAGAUGAAUCUGCAGAAACAGCAUAAAGACUUUUUAGAAUUAGAAGUUAGAAAGUUUAAGAGAAGAAAGCUCCUACAACGACACCAACUUGAUCAGGAUCAACUUCGAGAGGAGUUGAAUCGACGUCAGGCUCAACUUGAUUACUGCCAUUCAAUGCUUUUACGCCACCAUGAGUCAUUACAAGAUUUAGAGUACAAGCACCAGGCAGCGAUUCACCGCCUACGUGAUGACCAAAUGCGUCGUCAGCAUCAAACAGAACUGGCCAAUCAGAGAGAGUAUACUGCACGCACGGAACGAGAACUCAGGAAGAAACAUGCUCUGGAGAUAAAGCAACAGCCAAAGAGCCUUAGGGCAAAGGAACAACAAAUACGUAAACAAUUCCACGAUACUGUGAAAAUCCAAACGCGACAAUAUAAAGCUCUUAAGGAACAGAUAUUGAUGAACACACCAAAACAGGAGCAAAAAACAGUGAUAAAGAAACUGAAGGAAGAACAGAUGAGGAAGUUGGCCAUCUUAGGCGAGCAGUAUGAAAACAGUAUAGCUGAGAUGCUGCAGCAGCAAAAUAUUAAAUUAGAUGAAACUCAACUGGCUGAGGAAAACGAUAUGAAGAAUCGAUUACGACAGGAGUUGGAGCUUCUUAUUGCAUACCAGAGUAAAGUUAAAAUGCAGACAGAAGCACAGCACCAGCGGGAAAAGAAACAAUUGGAAGAACGGGUAUCACUGCGGCGGGCUUUAGUGGAGCAGACGAUGGAGGAGGAGACUGUGACCUUUCAGACUGAACGCUCAGAGAGAAUACGAGCACUCCAUGAAAGGCAGGCAGCUGAAAUCGAAGAAUUUGAUGGAGAAAGUACGAGAUUAGGUUUGAAUGCGAUGCAGAUAGUCGAGGCUACACAAGACUCGUAUGCAGAUGACGAAAGUGUUCGAGGGAGCAUGAUUAGUCUAAGCACAAGCUCUAGCUCCAACUCAUUUGCACAGCUAAAUAACAGUUAAGAGUUAACCUGUGUCUAUAGACUACAUGUAUAUGGUAAAAUUAUUGAAAAUAUUUUAGUUGUAUUAUCCCUAUGCAGACCUCAGAACGCAUGUCAGUCCUCACAGGACUAAUGGUAUUCCUACUGGUACUGAUGCAGGCGUUCUCGUCAACUGUUUGUGGCAAUUACUUAAAAUUUUAGUUUGGGGAAUAUUCACUGGAUAUAUGAUUAUGAAGGCUUUUUGUAUUGUUUUCUGUAUUCUGUAUAUUGCUAAUCAGGAAUGUAUACUCAAAUACUGCAUCGUUUGGUUGGUUUGUGGCCAAAAUACUAUGUGACAAAGUUGUUACCGUACUCAGUUUUUAAUAUAAUACACAAGUGGAGCUACAAGAGGGUUAAUGGGGUGACAUAGAUGACGUUGUUUUUGAAGGGAAUUUGUUACUGCGAGUCCUGUGUGGGUUUGAAUUUGUAUCAUAGUAUAACCAGGGAGCCUUGAUUGCAUUUAAUUUUAUCGACAUCAUCUUGGUGGUCCCUGUUGGGUGAUUUGUGGUCUGCAUAUCAUAUGUUCAUAGUCAUUUUAUAAUCAGUAUGCAGAAAUCAGUUCAAAACCAGAGAACAGAAACCGAGUCUCUGUUAUUGCAUAUUGUGGUCAUUGGAGUGAUGUCCUCUCGAAUCAUCUUAUAGGGUUGGGAAGGCACAUUUACAUCUUAAUCAUAUAUUCUACCAAGACCAAUAAUCAACCAAAACCUGGGAAUCAAUUGGCGUGUUACGAGGAGUGUCUCUGAGUGCCAGGUUUGGUCAUGCACUGAUAGACCGUGUUGCCAGGGGUACUGGUGAAUCUAUGAUACAUAAUAUGCAAUGACUUGCCUGGUUUCUUGUUUGAAUUGGUUAUCAUUUUGUAACUAUUGUACAUAAUGAAGACGAGUAGGCUAUAGUCAAACUAGUGGUUAAAAUAUGCCAAACUUGCAAUCAUGUAAAGUACAUAAAUGAAAACAUUUUAGCUAACUGUAUGAUAUUCGGCCCUGUUCUUUGGGAUGUGGCUAUGAUGAAAAUAUAUGCCUUUUUAGGAAAAUGUGUGUUUAAUUUCCAGACGGAAAAUUACGAACAAAAGUAAGUCAUUGGCGAGACUGAAAGAUGUCAGCUUGUUGGAAUGAAUCACUUUCUUCUGACAUGUUUGAAGUGAAUUUGUGGGCAGGUCUCUUUUUGGUGGAACAAACAUUUCACGAGGGAGGGAUGGGAUUGCGAUUGAUAAUGGUGUUGUCUGUUUUACUGUUUCAUGAAGAAAGAAAAUCGGCUGUGGCCGCGCCAACAUUGGAAUACGGGUACCACUCAUUACUAUAUUCUACAGGAAUAGAGCAAGCAACUUCCUCAGAAACAAUGGUCAUCUGUUACAGGUUUGAGUCGGUUCAUCUCUUACAAGAAAUGGAAGACUGGUGAAUCACUUUAUCCUGGUCUGUUUUAGAUGAUCACCAAGAUGUCCAAGACCUUCUCACUAUGCCGAUUGAAUGUAUCAACUAUUCUAUUUCCUAUAAGACCAACCAUGUCCUUUCGGUUUAAAUUUGUGCAGACAUUGUAAUUCAUUGUAUUCCAUCGGGAUACACUGUACACCCUUUAUUUUCUCAUUUAGUCCAAUGUGGAGAUGAAAAUACUUGGGGGGGUGAUAUCCUGGAAACUUAGUUCGAAAUUUGAGUGGGAAAGCCUGAUGGACUUGUCAUCGUAUUGUGAAUAUGCUAACAAGAGCACGCUGCCGUGAGCGGCCGACCAUCAUCGAGUGCUGACUUGUGCUGAACCACCUUACUUGUCUGUUGGCUUCAUCCAGGAUCACGAUUUAGAAUGAAGAUAACUGUUUGAAAUGCACAAAUCUUCGAGAGAACUGCACAUCCAAAGGUCAGGAUGACCUCUCCUACAGUAUGUUGGUGUGUUAGCGAAUUCAGGUAUGGGGGGGGGGGAGCGCUGUACUGCUCUCGGGCCUGACCCGUUUCCAAAACUUCAUCCGUAUUUAUGUAUAAAAUGACUGAGCUAGCUUUGAGCAAGAGUCUCCUGUUUAACCUACUGACAGUACUCAUUGUAAUUAUAGAUAUACAUGUAUGCAUAAGAAAUAUACUGCUUACAAUGGUUGCAUUCAAUGUAUGGCAAUUUUAUAUCAGACCAGUUGACCUUUCUUGAUGAGGCUGACCAUAAUCAUACAGUUUUCAACAAGAUAUCGCUAAUCAAGUCUCCAGAUUUCAGAAAUCUGGAGGUAAAACCAACUUGGUUUUCAUAGUUUAUUAUUUUACAAUUCCUUUUUGAUUUGCUCUUGUUGUAUACAUUACAAAGUACAUUACAGUUACCCCAGCAUUGGUACUGAAAAGAGAAAUAAUUUACCACAACAAAGUUCAAUUCCACUAAGUUUGUCAAAAGUAUGUCUGUGCCUGCAUCGCAAAUACUUCUCUGCCAUUAUUUUGGUCAGUGAAGUUAUUCUCUUUACAUUACCUUCUUUUGACUGUACAUUUACAAUAAUCCGCAUGACCCUUGAUAAUAGACGAAUUCGAAGAAGUUUGUUUUGGUACUGACCAGACAUGCGUUUCACCUUGAACAAAGGAUCGCCGUGUCUUUAGGCAUUGUCUGAAGUUGGCUGAUGUGUUCUGAGUGUGUGCAUUUGAUUUGUUGUGGCACUGAUUCGUCUUCUUCGAAUUUUUCUAUUGGGAGUUGAUCAAGGCUCUUAAAUAACAGUAUCCAACCUCUCAAUCAAAUGAUCUGCUAAUCUUGGCAUGGUGCUGUUUGUAAUCCUUCACAUUUGUACAAAAUGUCUGAGGCCGUGUACAAAACAAUUGGGUGUAAACAAGAACUUGGCUGUACAAUCGUUAAAUAGUGCUCAGCACUGAGGCUAACAUUGUCAUGUUGGCCAAAAUGAUGUAACCCCUGAUUGUUAUGUCACAAAAGAGCAGAGCACUAUUGAAGGGUUGUUAAUCUGAAGAAGGUAGAACUUGUUUGCCACAUAUUCCUAUUGUACCAGACUUGUAAUCCCUAAUUGAACAAUGACCGCAUGACACUACUGGAUACCAUUUCCAUUGACUGUCAAGUAAAUGAUCAUUUCUUGAUGUAGUUUGUUGUUGCGCUCAAUUUUGUUUUAUAUUCCUGGUUUAUAGUAAUUUGAGAUGUUUGCAUAAUUCCAGAACUCCACCAAAUUUGAUUGUUGACAACCUCGCUCCUGUGAACGAUUGUAGGUAUUUGAUGGCUUUCCUCUGUUCAAGUGUGUGUAUUGGGCCAGCCAUUGUUACAGGUUGUUUCUGAAUGGAGUAUUGGUGUGACCCAUCGGAGAAGUUAUGUAUUUUUAAAUAUAUAUUGGUAAGCUCAUCAAUAAACCAUCCCUCUUGAUAAAAAGACAA